GCGUCUAUCAUGGAUAGCCCACAACGCCUUCUUCCUUAACUUAGUGUCUCUCUGUCUAUCCCUCGCAGCCCUCCGCAGAUUCUCAUACGGCCUCCUAAAUACUGCACCCAAGAUCCCAGGCCCAACACCGAUAUCGACACUAGCAUUCUGCGUCUGGUCCUCGGACGGCCGGAGCCCGUAAUUACUCUGCAGCCGCUCUGAAUUAUCAAAGAUGUGCUGGAUACAACCGAGGA
This is a messenger RNA of Bipolaris maydis ATCC 48331, 233 nucleotides long. The record is from RefSeq and is a predicted model, not a curated record. Lineage: Eukaryota; Fungi; Ascomycota; Dothideomycetes; Pleosporales; Pleosporaceae.